This is a messenger RNA of Lycium barbarum (goji berry), 1529 nucleotides long. Its product is annotated as embryonic protein DC-8-like. Bases 164 to 1312 code for a protein of 382 amino acids. Lineage: Eukaryota; Viridiplantae; Streptophyta; Magnoliopsida; Solanales; Solanaceae. The transcript is spliced from 4 exons. The record is from RefSeq and is a predicted model, not a curated record.
AGAAUGACUCAUGGUUCCAAAUGCGUAUGCAAAAGUUAUAAUGUUCAAAACCUUUCAACAAAAUCCCAUUGCAUAAACUACAGAAAACAAUCCAGGGAAGAAUAUAGGAGACAAUUCGGUUCAAUUUGAAGUUUGAAUUUUAACAGCUGUGGAGUGGAAAAACAUGGCUUCGAGACAAGCAGUUAAGGAAGAAAGAGCGGAGGCAGCUGCAAGGGAAGCAGCUAAUGAACUUCAUGAUGUAAACAAGGCUAGAAGUGUGAAAGGUAGCAUCAUGCACGAAGAAACUCCAUACAGUCAGGGGCAUGAGCAGAGAAGUACUGGCGUAAUCGGAAGCAUAUUUCAGUCUGUUAAAGAGACGAUCAGUGGGAAGUCUCAUGACACAACCGAGACGACAAGAGAAAGUGAGGCAGCAGAAAAAGUGGGUGAGUACAAGGAUUACACGGAAAAGAAGACGAAGGAGAUGGAGGAUUCUGCUGCAGAAAAGGCAAAACAAGCCAAAGAUUCCACAAUGGGAAAAGCGAGUGAUGUUAAGGAGAAAGAAAAGGAGACAAAGGAUUCGUUUAUGGGACAAGCGACUGAACUUAAAAACAAAGCUGUAGAGAAAGCUGAGGGGACGAAGGAUUCGACAAUGGGGAAGGCCAGUGAAUAUAAGGACAAUGCAGCUGAGAAAGCUAAGGAGGCGAAAGAAGCUACCAUGGCAAAAGCCAGUGACUAUAAGGAUUAUGGUGCAGAAAAAGCAGGAGAGUGCAAGGAUUCAAUAGCUGAUAAAGCAAAGCAAACGAAAGAUACAGCAGUUGGGUAUAAGGACUAUACAGCAGAGAAAGCUGUAGAAGGAAAGGAUACUAGUUUCAGUAAGAUCUCUGAGCUAAAAGAUUCAGCCGCUGAUGCUGCUAGAAGAGCUGUCGGUUUAUUCACAGGGAAAAAAGAAGAGGCUGCCGGUGAAGCACAAAAAAAGGAGGAACCAAAGGAACUAUACGAAGAAACAGAGGAGAAUGCAAGGAAGAAGAUGCAAGAUCUUAAGCUCAAAGAAGAAGGAAUCCAGGACGAGUCUAGACAGAGAGCCGAGGCAGAUAAAGAAACAGCAGCUGCUAGGGGAAGUACGGCAAAAAGGAAUAUAUAUAGUGCUAUGGGGAAUCUAACAGGUUCCAUCAAGGAGAAGUUAACAAUGCCAAGUGACAUAGUAGAGGAGACCCGUGCAGCACGUGAGCUGGGUGGACCGAAGAGGGGUAUGAGAACCGAUAUUAAUGAGGGGAGUCCUGCUGCACAAUCAGGUUUCGUUUUCACAACAGCAAAGGAUGACAUGAGUUCAUAGACAGCGAUCUUGCAUGAUGUAAUGUCAACUUGUUCCCACUUAUUUUCAGUAGUUAUAGCUGCUCCGUUCCGGGCUUGUCCUAUAAAAGAAACUAGGCAUGUAUAAGUGCACUGUAUUUGUUUGUUCCACUUCUCUUCUAUGGUUUGUAGAACAAGUAUUAUGUGAGGAAACUUGAUUAAAGGAAUGAUAAUGAUGUCCAUAUAUUAUGGUUAUUUCA